AUGAGGGUUCUGAACGCUCUUCUGCCCCUUGCUGGGCUACUGGCAUUGAGCGAAACUGCCCUUGCCAAGGACAUUGAUAAAUGUACUCAGGUCACCCGAAAUUUCGUUACCAAUGGCGAUUUCACAACCGAUUCCGACUGGACCACAUCUGUGACAGACGCGACAAUUGUCACGCCCGAGGAAUCAGGUGGUUCUGGAUAUAUAGAGAUUCCCUUCACCGCGGGCGAAACUUUUACCAUUCAAACACCGGUCUCCGGUAUCCAGAGCGGGCCUACCUAUCAGCUAAAUGUGGAUUGGAACUUGAUUGCCGACACGGAAGCGCAAGCCACAUGUGAGAUGGAAAUUCUUGCCAUUACGGACACUUCUAGCCAAUAUAUCACCUACGCCGUCGACUAUACAGAUGAAACGACGGGUUUUCAAACGGUGUUGGGACAAUGGUUUUCCGACUCAUCAGACAUCCAACUGCAGUUUUCUGUCACUUGCUAUGAUGGUUCUGGGACUCUGCAGCUUGCCGCCGCUUCUUUCCUAGGACCGGAAAUGGUGUGCACCUCCCAGUGUGCCGCGUCCACCACCACCUUGUCUGGUAAUCUCAUACAAGAUGGUGAUUUCACGCACUUUGAUGAGGACGACGAUGUAUGGACAACCUACUAUCCCGGCUCUACCGCAGAUGACGGUGCUCCUGGAGGUGGUCAAUGCUUUGUUAUUACCAAGGAUUGGUCGGACUUUUACCAGCUGAAUCAAACCAUUUCGGAUGCUCAGGUUGGUCAGCGGUACCAUGCCAGCUUAUCAUGGAGGCUCAAAUCCUCAGAGGCCAACGGGGAUAUUGAGCCGAGCUGCUCCAUCUGGUUUUCCAUUUAUAAUGAUACCGCCCGUGUUCUUUUGAAUAUCGCAUAUGAUUCAUACACCCUGUCAUCUUCUGACAGUGGUUGGAUGAGUUUGAAUGGAACUUGGAAUGCGACUGUUUCGGCUGGGGUAAUCAUGAUACAUGUUGAAUGCUCAGCAUCGGAUUAUGAGUAUUACCCUGAGGUCGAGAUUGCCAAUGUCGAGUUGGCACUUCAGACAGUCAAUUGCAUUGCUCCGUCAUCCUCGGCAGUAGUGGCUAGCUCGACACCCCUGGUAAAAUCUUCAACCGCAUCGUCUUCUCCAGUUUCAACCCCUGUCAUUCGCUCAACCUCCGUGCCUAGCUCGACCCCUGCGAUCCGUUCAACUCCAGUUACUCGCUCUACCUCUAUUAUUCGCUCAACGCCCCUUGUUCGCUCAACUUCAGCGUCUCACUUGAGCUCCCACCACAUUUCUUCCACUCCAGUCUCCAAGUAUAGCUCAACUGUGGCUGUGGUUCCUGAGUCGACCCCGCUUUCAUCUUCGGUUUCUUCAGUCUCGUUGAUCCGGUCCACCAGCUCGAGGUCCUCUUCCCCACCUGCCAAGGUAUCAACCCCUUUAUCUUUCACUAGAUCUCGUGCUACGGGUUCUUCUUCAAUUCCGAUCCCGACAACACUCGCUCCGUCGAAUCCACCUUCUACACAGACCACAGACUCGUUGCCUUCUUCUAGUACUUCUCUCGAACCAUCUGGAAAGGCUUCGCAGACAUCGCCCUCCGUAUCAGAGACUGAACACACAUCAGUUAUCGCUUCAUCUGUGACCUCCAACAGCCAGAUAGUAAGCAGCUCGACGCCUCUCGAAACAGCGUCUACAUUUUCUGCAGCUUCCCUGCCGAACAAGUCAGCCUCCACGCUGUCACAAACUGUUCCCGCAACCCAGACCCAGCCGCAGUUGACCACAUCUACGGUCUUCAGCACGAGCACAAGAACUGUUACUGCGUGCCCAUCAACAAUUACAAACUGCCCCGCCACUGCCAAGACCACAUAUGUGACUACGGAGACAAUCGUAGUCUCGACCACAGUCUGUCCAGUUACUGAAACAAAGGAACCUCACCAAACUACUACUCCUCAGGGCGGCAAUGGUGACUACACAUCCACAAUCCUGACAACGCGUGAAAUCACUAUCACGUCGUGUGCCGCCACAGUCACGGACUGCCCUGCACGUUCUCAGACCACCUUGAUCAGCACACAAACACUUGUCGCUGGCACUACCAUCAUUCCAGCUGGAUCGCUGGAGACAGCAUCUCAAACAGAGAAGGGUGGAGCGACGGGAAGCGCCAACCCCGUACCCGUGCAGAGUGGAACGACGGCAUCUGCGGCUAGUGGAGAAUCCAGCACAGCUACUCUCCCAAUAAUUCCAUCGGCAGAUGCGACAGGUGUUCUUGCAUCAACUGGCUCCUCGCCUGAUAACUCUGGUGUCCAGAGCUCGACAUCUUCCACCGAAUCGGUUCAUGCUACAUCGCGUCCAGAAGAACAACUAUACACAACCUCUGUCGCAACAACCGUCGCGGUAGCUGAGGCCAGUGCUUCUCAAACCACUGGUGUCUUGACUUUGAACGGCGCCAAUCCGGCUGUGACUCUUUCUGGAGCAGCUAGUAGCUCUGAGACUCUCUCUUCAUCUGCUGCGUUGAAUGCCGGCGGCAGCGAAGGCUUCGCUGUUGAGUCGAAGACAACUCUCGGUCCAGUUGUGACGAGCACAAAUCCAAAGCCCUCUGCUUCUUCAAGUGCACCCCUUAUCAGUACGGGAGUGGGAUCCCAUUCUACACUGGUCACUGCAGCCUUGUCAUCGACUCACAAAGCGACGGCUGCAAGCCCAGGGGCUUCCGUCUAUUCUGGUGCUGCAUCUGUUUGGACCGUCCACACAGGCCUUCUCUCAUUCAUUACAGUCACCCUUGCGGCUCUAUUGCUGUGA
Molecule: messenger RNA, 2790 nt
Organism: Penicillium verhagenii
Lineage: Eukaryota; Fungi; Ascomycota; Eurotiomycetes; Eurotiales; Aspergillaceae
Exons: 3
Coding region: 1-2790 (929 amino acids)
Source: RefSeq, a predicted model, not a curated record